UAUUUAAAGUUGCAGAGUGCCAACGCGGACUGAUCUGCUGUUCACACACUGCUAAGGAGAUUUUGCGAGAAGCUCUCGAGAAACUGUAGAAUGAAGCUGCUGAGGUCCCUGGCCUCCAUCUGCCUGCUGGCGGUCGCGGCCCUCUCCGUCCCCACUCAGGAGAAGCGCGUCCAUCACCAGUCGGACCUGAGCGACCGCGCCCACGAUGAUUCUCAUGGCUUCCAGUACGAUCACGAGGCCUUCCUGGGAAAGGAGGAGGCCAAGACCUUCGACCAGCUGACGCCUGAGGAGAGCAAAGACAAGCUGGCGAUGAUUGUGGUCCGGAUUGACACCGAUAAGGAUGGCUACAUCAGCCACGCUGAGCUGCACCACUGGAUCAAACACCGGCAGAGGAGGUACAUCGAGGAGAACGUGAACAAACACUGGAAGGACUACGACAAGAAUCAAGACGGAAAGAUAGGCUGGGAGGAGUACAAGAACACCACCUACGGCUUCUACCUGGAUGAGGAGUUUGAUGACGUGGAGGACAAGGCCACCUAUAGGUUCAUGCUGACGCGGGACGAAAGACGCUUCAAGACGGCUGAUCGAGACGGGGACGGUAUCGCCACCCGGGAGGAGUUCACUGCCUUCCUGCACCCAGAGGAGUUCGACCACAUGAAAGACUUGGUGGUGCAGGAAACAGUGGAGGACAUUGAUAAGAACGGAGAUGGAAAGAUCGACAUAAAUGAAUACAUUGGGGACAUGUUCUCUCCAGAGAGCGGGGAGAGGGAGCCCGACUGGGUGCAGACCGAGAGGAAACACUUCCAUGAGUUCAGAGACGCAAACAAGGAUGGGUACCUGGAUAAUGCUGAGGUGGCGCACUGGGUUCUGCCCGGAGAGGUGGACCACGCAGACAAUGAGGCCAAACACCUGAUCCACGAGACGGACACCGACAAGGAUGGCCUUCUGACACUGUCUGAGGUGCUGGACAACAGCGACUACAUCAUAACCAGCACCAUCACCGACUUUGGAGGGAUGAGGAUGGAUGAGCAUGAUGAGCUGUGAAAAAAGCAGCACAGAACAGAAUAAAUGUUUUCAUGGUGUUCUGCAAAUAUAUCUAGCUUUUACAAAAAGCCAGCCCCUGCAGAGCUCAGGUUCAGCUGCUGCAGAGGAACAGCCUCCUGUUCAGAGAAUGAGGACGCUGCAUAUGGAGUUCAUUUUACCGCUGAAACUCCAUACAGACACUAUAAACUAUCCAGUGUUUCAUUUGAUGUUUAAGGUUAAAUUAAAAUGAUUUGAAAUUCUCUUAAUGUGAUCCUUUACAGCUUAGAUUUCUGUGGAAAUGAUUUAAGAAUAUAGUGUUGAAUGUCAUCAAAGGGGGAGAAUGAUAUAGAAGUGAAAGAAAAUCAGAACAGACAAACAAUGAAUAAUAAUGAAUUUAAUGGAAAACAGUGGCAGUGACAUGUCCAUCACAUACAACAGCUAAUAGUUUAAACAAAGGAACAAAGUCUCUGAAUGUCUCACACUUAUCUCAGCAUCACUACAUUUGGAGGGUUGGUAACCCUAUAAACAGCUGAAAAUCCUCUGAAUCCUUUGUGAAACAGACUUUGUUAUUUUU
This is a messenger RNA of Notothenia coriiceps (black rockcod), 1597 nucleotides long. RefSeq names its product reticulocalbin 3, EF-hand calcium binding domain (gene rcn3). Gene Ontology annotation, molecular function: calcium ion binding. The coding region runs from base 91 to 1044 and encodes 317 amino acids. The transcript has 8 exons. Gene Ontology annotation, cellular component: endoplasmic reticulum. NCBI's taxonomy places the organism in Eukaryota, Metazoa, Chordata, Actinopteri, Perciformes, Nototheniidae. The record is from RefSeq and is a predicted model, not a curated record.